AUGGCAACCCAAAAUUCCACAUUCCGACUAAAUGCUAAGGUGGCCUACAGGCGACCGCACACAUUCCAAGUUCUGCGCCAGGACCUGCCCCCGAGAAAUGUCAGGUCCGGCGGCGCCUCCACGCGCGGAACAGACCAGGGUCUCGGCCAGACGCGACCCCCCGGGGUACGGCACGGGCGCGGCCUACGGCCCCCAGCCCGCCCUGCGGCCGCCGGCCUACAGCCCGGGGGUCCGAGCGCGGCCGAGGGGCUGCGGAGCGCGCAGGCCCCGCGCCGCCGCCCCAGGCCUUGCCGAGCCCCGGCCUCUCCCCGGCGGACUGCGGGCAACAAAGGCGGCGGCCCGCGCCCGGCGCGCGCGGCGGACGAGAGGCCGAGGGGUCCGGCCGGCGCGCGGCGGAAGCAGGCCUCAGUCCUCCCCAGCCCGGCUUCCCGGACGCCGCUCCCCGCCGGCCCGGCCCCCGCCCGCGGACCCGCGGAGGCGCGCAGGGCCUCACGCCGCCGGGACCCUCGCCGCUCCCCGCCGGGCGGCCUCCCCGACCCCCUCCGCGCCGGAGCCGCCCCGCCGGCCGGAGGAGAAGGGGCACCGCCGUGGCCGGUUCCCCGGGCCGCCGAGGAGAGGGGGCGGGAAGCCGAGCCCGGACCCAGCCUCCAACUCGGCUCCGCAGACGCUCACCCGGCGGCCGCCCGCUCCGCUUCCUCGCCCAGCGCCGGCGCGACUGCCGCGCUCGGCCCUCCUUCCCGCAACUCCUCCUCCCGCCUCCUUCCUCCUCCUCCUCCUCCUCCAGGAGGGGCGCGCCGGGCGCCGGCUCGAGCUGGAGCCGCAGCCGAGGAGCCGAGCCGGCCGCUCCGCGCCCACCACUCGGCCCGCGGCGCCGGCGGGCGUCGGCGCGGGAGGGUGGGCCGGUGGGGGCGGGGGUGGGGGCGUGCGGGGCGGGGCCGGGGGCGCCGUGGGGCCGGGGGGCCGGUCCCCGGCUCGAGUCGGAGUCCCGGCAUCUGCCCGCCCGGCGCGCCCCGCCCGCGCCCGCUGGCUCGGACGCUUGUCCGGUGCUGCCUCUGCCUUUGCAGCCUCCCCGCCUCGGCGGCCGGGCCGACGCGGAAAGGAAGAUGUCCUCGGCCCUCGGCCGCCGGCCCUGCCCUUGUCCCUGCGGUCGGGCGGCGGCCUCCACGCGGCCGAGACUUCAGGAUCAAGCGAUUCCUGGCCAAGAAACAAAAGCAGAAUCGUCCCAUUCUCCAGUGGAUUCCAAUGAAAACUGGUAAUAAAAUCAGGAGAGGAGCUCACACUGGAGAAAAUUGGGAGGAAGCAGGAUGGGAUACGGCAAGCAGCCUUCCAACCUUGUCCUGAUAUUCACGUACAUCCUCGCCAAAAGCACCCUCUGGGCCCCUGCGGGAAAGCUGUCCAAGUAAGCAACACUCCACGCUCUCAACACCCCUGUCACCUUCCCGCUGCCAUUCUGCUGCCUCCUGCCUUCCUGCCUUUGAGGAUCAGAAGUCCUCCACUCAUUCGAGGUUCCCUGUUUGGUACUUGUACUGGAUUGAAGAGUGUCCUUCCUGGAAUCUCAGAGUGUGACCUUGUUUGAAAGUGGGGUCUUCACAAAUGUAGUUAAGUUGGUCAGAGUGGAGUAGUGUGGGCCCUUCAUCCAAUUUGAUCGUUGUCUUUAUAAGAGGAGAACAGACACAAGAGACAGUCAUGCAGAGGGAAGACUGUGUAAAGACGAUCAGGGGGAAACCCCAGGAAGGCAGAGAUGGCAGUGAUGUGCCCACAAGCCAAGGAUUGCCAGCACUGCUGCCAACACCUGGAGGUGGAACAGGCGAGGGAGGAUCCUCCCCUACAGCCUUCAGGGAGAGUAUGGCCCUACACACACCGUGAUUUUGUACUUCUAGCCUCCAGGAACAGGAAAGGAGAUAUUUCUAUUGGGUUAAACACCCAGCUUGUGAUGCUUUGUUGUGGCAGCCACAGGGAACUAGUGCAGGAGUCCUAGGCCUGCCCGCCCCUCCGUCCUCACCCCUCCCACCCCUCCCAUCCACCCACCUGGAGGGCCUGUUCUCUGGAAUGAAGUCACUGAAAUCUCCUCCCAAUCAAAGCUCCUCCUUAUAGAGUUCCCCUAUUACUAGAGUCACCAUGGUUCCAGUUUGCCCAGGACAGUACCAGGUUAUAACUAUUGUUCCGGCACAAAUGUGAAUAGUGCCACCUUUCAUCCCAGAGGUGCUCCUGUUCAGAAAAUAAAUUCUGUGUUCACCCUGCCUUCCCCAUAAAGUACAAAAGAGUGACUCAGUUACUUGGCAUUCAAAGAGAGAGUUGGACCCAACCCAUUUCUCCCGCCCGGCAGUCCACUGCUUCCUCAUAUUACACUUUGCCCGGCCAAGCUGGGUAAGUCCAUCUCCAGACGGUCCCCACCCUGUGCCUUAACUCGUGCUUUUCUCUCUGCCUAGAAUGUUCUUCCAUCUCACCCCUGCCACCACACACACACACACACACACACACCCUCUGAUUAUUUCUAUAUAUUGAAAACCUUACUCAUCAUCAGUCAAUGUUCAGAUUGUCAGAAACGAUGUCACUCUAUAUAGAAACCCCACCUUGGGUUUUACAGCACAGGUCAUACUCUACCCUGAAUUGCAACAAUUCUCUCUUCUCCUUUGAGUGCAGAUGCUUUGUCUUAUUCAUCUUUGUGUUAUGCGACUAGCACCUUGAAUGAGAUUUUUUCAUACAGUAGGGACUCAAGACAUCUUUGAUAAAUAAAUAUGAAUAUUUCAUUCCUCUCUCCAUCCAUCUGAGAACAGUCCUUAAAGGUGCACUUUAAGGACUUCCCUGGUGGCGCAGUGGUUAAGAAUCCCCCUGUCAAUGCAGGGAACAUGGGUUUGAGCCCUGGUCCAGGAAGAUCCUACAUGCUGGGGAGCAGCUAAGCCUGUGUGCCACACUACUGAGCACAUGAGCCUAGAAUCCGUGCUCUGCAACAACGACAAGCCAUCACAAUGAGAAGCCUGUGCACCGCACCGAAGAGUAGCCCCCACUGGCCGAAACUAGAGAAAGCCCGCGUGCAGCGGCGAAGACCCAAUGCAGCCAAAAAUUAAUUAAUUAUUUAAUUAUUUUGUUUAAAAGAAGAUCCACUUUAAGAUAUAGGGGUGGCUGGUUUGUCCUUUGGGAAGUGACAAAUACCUGAUCUCCAGAGCAUAAUUAUGCGGACAAAAAAAUGUUGCCUGCCCCUUCAGUAAACAAUGAACGUUACCCACCAUGAAGCCUUCCGCCACAGCUGCAGCCCUGACGGUGCACCCUGAGGGGAUUUCAGGUUGGAGAAAAACAAGGUACUGCCCCUAGAUCGUUAAGAUGUGUAUCAAAGGAAUAAUUUCAAUGCGUCCAGCCACUUGCAUCUUCCCAUAUACAGAAAGGCACUAAAAUCAGUAUCUUGGGAUGUCUGGGUGUUUCGGUGUGAUUAGCAGUAAUCUUUCGAUGUUCAACUACAGGUUUUUGCAGCAAAAACUCCUAUAUAUCCUGGCUCCUCCCUUAACUCUUUGCUGCAGUUCCUCAGAGGUAUCUGAGAGGCUGAACCUCAGGCUAUAGUCCUCAGUAGGCCACCGAAUAAAACAUAAUUCUCAACUUUUAGGUUGCGCAACUAUCUUCAGUUGACAAUUAUUAAGGGAAAAUGUCUGGGCUAUUUCAAUCAGCAGCUAGAUUCUGCUCGCUGGGGACACGCUGACAGCAAAGGAAUGGUGCCUACCUCUCAGAACAAGGGAUUCUGAGGGGUUUUAAGACCUGGCAGAAGGUACUUGGAUACGUGUUUCUUUGCUGAGAAAGGUAGCACUUCAGCAAAAUAUCAUUCCUACAUGGUAAGAGUCCCUCAUAGGCUCAGCUUCCAUUAUUCUCCAUUUCGGAUCAGAGAUUCCUACUUGUAGACAAUUAAAAGAAGUAUCUCACUCAUGCCUGCCCUUUCCACUUCCAGGAUCCAGAGCCCCACUGACUGCUUAGCGGGUAUUUCACUCUGUAAGGUAACCCUGUUGAUUUAGUGCAAAAAAUUCUAGCAAAUAGGCAUUAUUAUGAGCAGUUGAUGGUGUGCGUAGGUCCUGUAGUAGAGAAUAACACGAUAGACACCCCCACCCUCACAAUUAACCCAACAAUGGAAGAAAGAAUCAGAAUUCUUCCCUAAUGGGCAGAGAGUCAGAACUCCUAUGGCCAAGUUCAGGACGGUCUUGAAAUACCAUCGCUACUCUCCCUCGCUUUGAGACUUCUAGCUGGGUAGAAUCCCAUUUCUUAAAGAACCCUUCUCUACAGCAAGAUAGCUCUCUGCAUUCACUAGCUAGAAAUCCAAAGUAGGAUUUUACAGAAAAGUAAACUUCUACCCAUGUUUGUGAUUCUAAAGCAUUAGGAAGACCUGACAAUCUGUAAAAAUGAAAAAACUACUGUACCUUCUAUGGCAUGGAUUAAAAUUCUAUAUUAGAGCUUUGUUCCUUUAGAUUUGGAGUUAUUAAAGAACAAAUAUU
Messenger RNA from Orcinus orca (killer whale), 4472 nucleotides. RefSeq names its product translation initiation factor IF-2-like. Gene Ontology annotation, biological process: translation. Lineage: Eukaryota; Metazoa; Chordata; Mammalia; Artiodactyla; Delphinidae. Gene Ontology annotation, cellular component: ribosome; cytosolic large ribosomal subunit. The transcript is spliced from 4 exons. Gene Ontology annotation, molecular function: structural constituent of ribosome. The coding region runs from base 1 to 1341 and encodes 446 amino acids. The record is from RefSeq and is a predicted model, not a curated record.